CCUCAUUGGGAAUCCAGUGCCUCUGACUUCCACGUCAAGUAAUCCGCUCUGACAACUGACCAAUGGGAAUGCUUGGGAGUCCGAACGUCGUCACGCUUCUGCAUUCCAGUUGUAUCGGAUUCCCUGAUCGGGAAGGCCGUUGAUUUUCGUUGGACAAUUCUUCACGAGUGUUGUUCAUGUGCUGCUGCGAGUAACUUGAAAUACUGUUGCGUUGUCCCAGACUCCUCAAGAUAAGCACGAACUCCAAAAUCAUGCAUCUCGCCCAAAAUACCACACAAGCCAACGGCACGACUGAGUACGGCAACAAUGUUGUGGAGGGGCUCAAGAAAGAGGAGAAGAUCGAGGAAGUAGCUGUGGGAAGGCUCUCGGACGAACAGGAUCAUGUCCUGAAGACCUUCAGAUUGCUGAUUGCGGAUCUGUGUCAGCAGUUCAACGGCGGACACCCAGGAGGCGCGAUUGGUAUGGCUGCGAUAGGAGUAGCACUCUGGAAGUACGUUAUGCGAUAUGCGCCACACACACCGACAUACUUCAACCGUGAUCGAUUCGUCCUAUCGAACGGACACACUUGCUUGUUCCAGUACUCGUUUCUCCACCUGACAGGCUACAAGGCUAUGACCCUGGAUCAGCUGAAGUCAUACCACUCCGAUCGCGUUGACGCGCUAUGCCCCGGCCACCCAGAAAUUGAGCACGAGGGAAUCGAGGUUACCACGGGACCACUUGGUCAGGGUGUCGCAAAUGCUGUUGGUCUAGCAAUGGCUACCAAGAAUUUGCAGGCGACCUACAACAAGCCAGACUUUGACAUUGUUUCCAACCAUACGUGGUGUAUGAUAGGCGAUGCUUGCCUUCAAGAGGGCGUAGCGCUCGAGGCUAUCUCGUUCGCAGGCCACCUGAAACUGAACAACCUCACCAUCAUCUACGAUAACAACCAAAUCACCUGCGAUGGUAGUGUCGACCUCACAAAUACCGAAGAUGUCAACUCUAAGAUGCGCGCAUGCGGGUGGGAUGUGAUUGAUAUCGAGGAUGGCUGUUUCGACAUUGAGGGGAUUGUAGGCGCGCUCAACAAGGCCCGCGCAUCUACCGAUAAGCCGACCUUCAUCAACGUCCGUACUGUCAUUGGUCUCGGCAGUGCCGUAGCUGGUGACGCUGUGGCACACGGGGCUGCUUUUGGGGCGGCUGACGUUGCCAACAUGAAGAAGUUGUACAACUUCGAUCCUGAGGAGCAGUUCGUAAUCAGUGAAACCGUUCGUGACUUCUUUGGAGACAUUCCAUCAAGAGGCCAAGAGCUCGUUCAGUCCUGGGAAACGAAGAUACAAGCAUACGAGGCGAAAUACCCCGAGCUCGGUGCCGAGUUCCGCAACCGCGUGCAGGGCCGUCUUCCUGAGAAUUGGAAGGAUCUCAUUCCCAGCUCGUUCCCAGAUCAGCCAACAGCGACACGCAAGUCAUCUGGUUUAGUGUUCAACCCCAUCGCUCAAAAGAUCAACAACUUUAUGGUGGGUACCGCCGAUCUUUCUCCAUCGGUCAACAUGAUCUGGAAAGACAAGGUCGACUUCCAAAAUCCCGAUUUGAAGACAACCUGCGGGAUCACUGGAAACUAUAGCGGUCGGUACAUUCACUACGGUGUACGUGAACACGCCAUGUGUGCUAUUUCCAACGGCUUAGCUGCCUUUGCGCCUGGCACAUUCAUCCCUACCACAUCAUCGUUCUUCAUGUUCUACCUGUAUGCGGCACCGGCGGUUCGUAUGGGAGCUUUGCAACAACUACAGGUCAUCCAUGCAGCUACACACGACUCAAUUGGGAUGGGUGAGGACGGACCAACUCACCAGCCGAUUGAGCUUGCCAAUCUUUACCGAGCAAUGCCAAACAUUCUCUAUAUUCGCCCGGCAGACAGCGAAGAGACCGCUGGCGCAUGGAUCACAGCGAUCGAGGCCAAAAGUACUCCAACAAUUAUCUCAACAUCGAGACACACGCUUCCGCAGAUAUCGCAAACCAGGCGUGAAUUGGUAGCAAAGGGUGGUUACGUCAUCGAAGAAGUGGAAGAUGCAGAUGUGACGUUAAUUGGUGUUGGUGCCGAAUUGUGCCACGCGCUGGACACCGCAAAGGAGCUGAAAGGCAAGAACAUUAAAGCUCGAGUUGUCAGCCUCCCGUGUCAACGUCUGUUCGAUGCUCAGCCUACACAGUACAAGCGAGACACAUUGCGCAGGCACAAAGGUAUUCCAGCCAUCGUUAUCGAGCCUUUCGCGCCAAAUGGAUGGGAAAGGUAUGCUGAUGCUGCAGCCUGUGUGAAGCGCUUCGGACACAGUCUUCCUGGCAAAGCGGCGUACAAGUACUUCGGUUUCGAUACACCAGCGCUGGUGGAGAAGGUGCAGAGUUACCUACAGCAGGUGCGAGAUGAUCCGCUUCUUCGCGGUGAGUUUGUAGAUCUAUGAACGAGCAUGGGCACCGGCGUUUGAUAGAUCGAUGAUUUGUAGCGUUCGAUUGUAAUGGCAUUAAUGUUGC
Molecule: messenger RNA, 2496 nt
Organism: Boeremia exigua
Lineage: Eukaryota; Fungi; Ascomycota; Dothideomycetes; Pleosporales; Didymellaceae
Product: Transketolase, thiamine diphosphate binding domain-containing protein
Exons: 4
Coding region: 252-2426 (724 amino acids)
Biological process (GO): pentose-phosphate shunt
Cellular component (GO): cytosol
Molecular function (GO): transketolase activity
Source: RefSeq, a predicted model, not a curated record